CCCUGCCCCCCUGCCCGCUCGCAGCCAGCGCCCGAGGAGGAGGAGGAGCAGCAGCACCACCAGCAGCAGCGGGAGGAGCGGCAGCAGUAGUAGGAACCGCCGCUGCGAUAGCAUGAGCGGGGCCGCGGCUAAGCAGUCCCCCGGCGCGGGGUCCGUCACGGAUCCCGCCGCCGCGGAGAAGGCGGCGGCGGCGGCGGCGGCUGGGGACUCGGUGCCGGAGCCGCCGCCGCCGCUGCUGAGCGUGGACGUGACGGGUUUGGUGUCGCAGUUUGCGAGGAGCUUCGUGCUGAUCUUCCCCGUGUAUGUGCUGGGCUACCUGGGGCUGAGCUUCAGCUGGGUCCUCAUCGCCCUGUGCGGGCUCUUCUGGAUCCGCAGGCACCGCGGCGGCAAGACCUCCCGCCUGGGCCGGGCGCUCGCCUUCCUGGAGGACGAGGAGGAGGCGGUGCGGCUCAGCGUCUCCUCCGCGGAUCUGCCUGCGUGGGUCCAUUUUCCAGACACAGAGAGGGCAGAAUGGCUCAACAAGACUGUAAAACAGAUGUGGCCUUUUAUUUGCCAAUUUAUUGAGAAACUCUUCCGAGAGACCAUAGAACCAGCAGUAAGAGGAGCAAACAACCACCUCAGUACCUUCAGUUUUACAAAGAUUGAUAUCGGUCAUCAGCCUCUGCGGAUAAAUGGUGUAAAAGUGUACACUGAAAAUGUGGACAAAAGGCAGAUAAUUUUGGAUCUUCAAAUCAGUUUUGUUGGAAACUGUGAAAUUGAUUUGGAGAUCAAGAGAUACUUCUGCAGAGCUGGUGUGAAAAGUAUACAGAUCCAUGGCACUAUGAGGGUUAUCCUGGAACCACUAAUUGGAGACAUGCCCCUAAUUGGAGCACUGUCUCUUUUUUUCCUUAGGAAACCUCUUUUGGAAAUUAACUGGACUGGACUGACCAAUCUUCUGGAUGUUCCAGGACUGAACGGCUUAUCAGAUACAAUAAUAUUGGAUAUAAUAUCCAACUACCUGGUCCUUCCAAAUAGAAUUACAGUCCCCCUUGUCAGUGAAGUGCAGAUUGCUCAGUUGCGGUUUCCUAUACCAAAGGGUGUUCUGAGGAUACACUUUAUUGAAGCUCAGGACCUGGAGGGGAAAGAUACUUACCUAAAAGGAAUUGUCAAAGGAAAGUCAGAUCCUUAUGGAAUCAUCCGUGUGGGCAACCAGAUCUUCCAAAGCAAGGUCAUCAAAGAAAAUCUCAAUCCAAAAUGGAAUGAAGUUUAUGAGGCCUUAGUAUAUGAACAUCCAGGACAGGAGUUAGAGAUUGAGCUCUUUGAUGAAGAUCCAGAUAAAGAUGACUUCCUGGGAAGUUUGAUGAUAGAUUUAAUUGAAGUUGAAAAGGAGCGUCUUCUAGAUGAGUGGUUUACUUUGGAUGAAGUGUCCAAAGGAAAAUUGCAUUUAAAACUGGAAUGGCUCACAUUGAUGCCAACUGCUGAAAAUCUAGAUAAGGUGCUAACAAGCAUUAGAGCUGAUAAGGACCAAGCCAAUGAUGGGCUUUCUUCUGCAUUGCUUAUUCUCUACUUGGACUCGGCAAGAAACCUGCCCUCAGGAAAGAAAAUCAACAGCAAUCCCAACCCACUUGUUCUGCUGUCAGUUGGACACAAGGCACAGGAAAGUAAGAUUCGAUACAAGACCAAUGAACCAGUAUGGGAGGAAAACUUUACUUUCUUUGUACACAAUCCCAAAAGACAAGAUCUUGAAGUUGAGAUGCUACAAAAUGACUUAGCUUCUGUGUUCCUUCAGGUGAGGGAUGAACAGCACCAGUGUUCUUUGGGGAACUUCAAACUGCCUCUAAGCCAGUUGCUAGAGAGUGAAGAUUUAACUAUGCAUCAGCGGUUCCACCUGAGCAACUCCGGUCCAAACAGCACUAUAAACAUGAAGAUUGCACUCAGGGUCCUUUCUCUUGAAAAGCAAGCAAGAUCUCCAGAUCAUCAACAUUCAGCCCAAGUAAAAAGGCCAUCUCUUUCCAAAGAUGCAAGAAAAUCAUCUUUUAAGCCUCAGGUUCCUGUCUCACCACCACCUGAUUCAAACAAACCUGUUCCAGCUUCCCCAGUGACUGAUAGUGAUAAAAAGACUGAUACAGCUGAAAAAAGUCAGCCUUCUAAUGCCAGCCCUCAGUGGCCAACAGAUCUCAGCCGAAGUUCUUCCAGUCUUCAUGCCUCUAACUUCUCUUAUUCUCCCAGCCACCUCUCGGUCAAAGAACCCACUCCUAGCAUAGCCUCAGACAUAUCUCUGCCUAUUGCCACGCAGGAGCUACGGCAAAGACUGCGACAGCUUGAAAAUGGAACGACUCUGGGGCAGUCUCCAUUAGGACAGAUUCAGCUAACAAUUCGUCAUAGUUCACAAAGAAACAAACUGAUUGUGGUAGUGCAUUCCUGCAGGAAUCUAAUAGCGUUUUCAGAAGAAGGAUCCGAUCCAUAUGUGCGAAUGUAUUUAUUGCCUGACAAGAGACGAUCGGGAAGAAGAAAAACACAUGUAUCAAAGAAGACAUUAAACCCAGUGUUUGAUCAAAUAUUUGAUUUCAGUGUUUCCCUGCCGGAAGUACAGAGAAGAACACUAGACGUGGCAGUGAAGAACAGCGGUGGUUUCUUGUCCAAAGAUAAAGGGCUGCUUGGAAAAUUAUUAAUACCUCUGGCGUCGGAAGAACUUGCUAAAGGCUGGACCCAGUGGUAUGAUUUAACAGAAGAUGGUACAAGGCCGCAUGGUGCAAGUUAGGCCCAUGGAUACUGGGAAUUCCCCAAGCAUAAUUUUGCCAACCUUUAUAUAUUUUUAAAGCGUUGUUCUCACAGAUGUACCAAUAUUAUUUUUAUAGCUUUACUGAUUAAGUUCUUAGACACAUACCCAAUAAUUUUAUAACACUUGGUCAUUUUAUGUAGACAUAGCCUUUCUCAUUGUUAAACUUUGUAUUUUAAUUUGCUAAACAAUUUUAAGUGUUACUGUAAUGUGCAAUAGUACAGUAAGGUAACCUUUUGUGUUUAAAUUGACCUUUAUGAUGGCUGUACCUAUUAGAAAGUGAAAAGAUUAUGUUCUGCUGUUUUCCUGCCUUGUUUUAUAUCUCACGAAGGUAUACUGUACCAUGUAAAUAUAUACUAUUUUUUUAUAAUUCUUUCAUGCUGGUUUGAAUUCAGAAGAAAAUUAGAUAAAGGUUAUAGAUAUUUUCCUCUAAAUGCAUGUUAAUUUCUUCAGAUGAAUCUCUCUUGUCUUUGCAGCACAAUGGUCUUACUCAUUUUGUGAUAUUCUUCAAAAACAAACUGCAGAAAAACAUUUUUACUUUAUUGUUCCUGGCCCAGUGUGGCUAGCUUAAAAUGUACAAAACAUUAACAUUUUAAUAUUUAUAUAAAAAUGUAUUAUUGGAAAAUCAGCUAUAGAAUAUUAUAAAUAAAAAUGAGAGUUCUAUAAAUACUGUAUAAAUAGAGGAUGAGGUCCAUGAAUCACACAGUUUCUAAAUCUGAGUUUUCAUUUAAUGGAGUAAACAUAACAAACAGUACAGUUUUAUUAUACAGGUUCACUUGGAUUUUGUUAUUUAUUCCUGUAAUCUAUAGUACUAGACGUGUGACCUUUUGAAGGUAUGAGGACAUGGAUUUUUCUGUAUUAUAAACAAAAUCUCUAACUAUUUAGAACUGUCCUUACUGCCAUGUUCCACUGAUUUAUAAGGUAUACAAAUCCGCUUGCAAUGUAAGUUCAUAUAGUAGGCAUACGUACAAGACAUAUGUUAUUUUUAUUAUACAAUACUGUGCUAAAUAGUAUAUUGUGCUAUACCUUCUGUAAUACUAAAACGGAACACCAAUAGGUAAGAAAGUGUGAAAUUGAGUUGAAACUGACUUGUCUUUACAGUUUCUUCAUUGCUACUUAGUGUGUUUGGUGCAUGAAAAAAAUGCACUUCAGUGGUCCACACAGGUUUCUUGAGAAAUAAUGGCAUUCUACUGAAGCAUUGCCAUAGUCUGCUGCAAGACUACAGCAGUGAUACAAUUAGCACAAACUGAUAAAAGUAGACAGUUGAGAGUUGAAGGGAGAGUAUCAGCCUGAAUAGCUGAGCUCAUAACUCUGAUAUUAUGAAUUAUGAGGAAUUUUUUUUGUAUUCAGAACUGAUUUUUCUUUUUCUGGUAAGUUUUCUCAGACUGUUAUAAAAAUGUGCAUUAAGAAUCCAAGAGAACAGUUCAGCUCCUUCAGAGCCAACGCCCUCAUUCUUGGAUAAGUAUGCAAUUAGACAGACAAAGUAUAUUACUUAGCUAAGAUUCUAGAAUGAUCUCUCAGCCAAGAAAGAAUUUUAAAGCAGAAUAUAAACUCCUGAAAUUAGCUUUAUUGUAAGAUUACUGACAGAACCUUAAUUCUGGAUGUAGAAUAUGCCUACACUACUAGAUGUACCAAAGUGCCUACCAUAGAUGUAGCUUUUUGUCUUUUUCAAGUUUAAGAAUUGACUCAUUUCAGUUUGUCUAAAUUCAGUUUAACAUGAACUUUUGUCACGGAUGUGUGUGACACACAUGCAUACACCUCUAUACAGUGAUGGCCUUCUUAUUGCCGCAUUUUAUACAAGACAAUUUUAGCAAACAAGCUUACACUGUAAAUAUUGCUGCUGUUACUUUCUGAUGGACUGGGCAAUAGAGAGAGGUUCUUUGUAAGAAAACAUUUCCAUUUGAAGGCUUCACUCUAUAUUGGAAUGUAUGAGUAUCUCUCUAUAUAUACACUCAUCUAUUCAUAUAAAAUGUAAUAUAUUAUGAAGUAUGUAUUUUCUUUGCUAGGUCUCCAUUAAAAUGUUAAGAAUGGAAAGACAGAGAAUUAUUGUUAAUGCAAUGAAAAUGCAGAAAGUGAAAUCUGAUCUAAAUAAAGGAGGUCUAAGAGCAGUAGUUCAGCAUGAUUGUCUUUUGACUUGGUUCAGCCUGAGGUGGAAAGACUUUAGCUGUACAUCUUGGCCAGUGACUCCCCAGAGUUUGCUCCAUAGCCAACAAAUGGGCUGUUAAACUGAUUUGGUGCUUCAGGUCUUAAGUGAAGUCUGGGGACAGAUGUUAGAAGACUCUGCACUUAAACAAAAAAAAGUGCACAUCUGUCUUCUAAAGUCUCGAGGGGGAAAAUAAUGCUGUGUUUGGGUAAAUGUGAGAUGAUAGCACAAAGUGAGUAACUGAAUGAAGCAUAUAGGACAGCUUUCCAAAAUGGCUCACAACGUAAAAUUAGGGAUAGGCUCUUAAAAGAGCCCAGUUCCCAUUUAGGAAUCUAAAAUGAAGAGAUUGACUUGUCAUUGUAAUUAAGCAGCAGUAAUUCCCAUUGACUGUAAUCAGUCCUGGAUGUCAACAUUUAGAAAUGUUCUCCUGAGUGAAUUUGGAUCAGAAUAUGACUGCCUAGAUGAGAUUGAUUCUUUUGAUAGUGGAAACAAAUCUCUGUAUCAUAAUUACCAAAUUCUGAUUGUUCCUUUUAUGUGGAAGGAGGAAGGACAAACAUUAUUUUUCCUCUGGGCAAAAAUUGCACCUCAUUAUCAAGUCAAUGUAUUCAGUAUCAACUGAUAGCUUUUCAUGUAGUUCUUGUUUAUCCUGUGCCUUAAAAUAUGAACAUAUGAAGAUGUUUAAGAAAUGGCUAAAAAUAAGCUUUGUUACCUGUAUGUACCAACACAUGUUCUCUCUACUAUUGAAACUGUUUUUAGAAUUAUUCUGCUUCACUGACAAGAAAACCAGCUUUCUUAAUUAUAGCAGUGGUAUAACCCGAACUCAAAUCAGCAUGCAUAUCGCUUGGAUUUGGAUUAAAAGAGUUCUAAUUUUCUGUCUUGAAUCCUUUAUCAGAGCUGCAGCAAAUGAUGAGAGUUGAAAUGAGAACAAAGGGUAAUCAAUUUUGUACAGAUUGCCUUUUUUGCUCAUGUAAUUCUACAUUAUGAUGCAUGUAUUUAUUCAAUAAAUGGUUCAUAUGGAA
Haliaeetus leucocephalus (bald eagle) is the source of this 5920-nucleotide messenger RNA. It is a transcript of the gene ESYT2, whose product is annotated as extended synaptotagmin-like protein 2. The record is from RefSeq and is a predicted model, not a curated record. The coding region runs from base 113 to 2740 and encodes 875 amino acids. Gene Ontology annotation, molecular function: lipid binding. Gene Ontology annotation, biological process: lipid transport. The transcript has 22 exons. Lineage: Eukaryota; Metazoa; Chordata; Aves; Accipitriformes; Accipitridae.